UGUCGCGCUUGCACGUAUCGCUGCACAUGUUCUGUGCACAUAAUAUGAAGUACUUCUAAUUUUUGUACCAGAAAUGCAGCAAAUGAAAUACUUUAUCACUGCAAACACAACUUUCAGUUUUGAUAUUAUACAAUGUUUUUGUAUAUAAUCAUACUAUUACGGUAUAUGAUUAAAUUCUACAGAGACUACGUUGCACCGUUCGGAACUUCGAUUUUCUCAGACAUGACCAGGAUUUCGUGACUAGAGAUUAUUUGGGCUAUGCAAUUCCACACCUAUCAAGCUCAAUGUCUAAGAUUCGGCGGGACAAAGUGUGGCGUUGGCGCUUCCAAUGGAGCAUAGUGACGCUGGUGGCGGUGGCGUUGGUGGUGUACAACGCGGCGGCCAACAUGUGGCUGCUCAGCCCGCAGGCCUGCAGCGGCCGCAGCACCACGCCGCCCGCGGACCUGGUCACCUGCGAGCCGUGCGUGGACACCGCCGCCGUGCUGCCGGUGGACGACGACCCCAUCGCUCGGCUGGACUUGAGGCUGGGCCGCUGGGAUGGCUCGAGGUCAUACAGAAUGUUCGACUACGCGACAGUUGGAGAUAUGUACGCGGAAAUAUCAGCCAAUCACCGCGUCUGCUUAGCAACACAAAGUUCCAUAGAGAGGUUGCAUGAACUGCUCAGAAUAGCAGCGCAUUGGUCCGGACCAAUCUCAGUGGCAGUUUUUGUAGCCGGGGAUGAAUUAAGGCUGUUACGGGCAUUCGUGACUUGGUUAUCGCGAUGUAGACCAGAAGUUUACGCGAGAAUGGCAUUACACGUAGCUACACCAGUGGAAAGGCCCGGUUUUCAUGGAAACAUGCCUAUAUGGGCUAGGAAUUGCAAGAUAUCUCCUGUACCCUUAACAGAUAGAAAGGCCGAUACAGUCGCCUGGCGUGCGCGGCAUCCAUACCCACAGAACCAUCUGCGAAAUUUAGCGAGAAGAAACUGUCAUACACCCUAUGUGUUCCUAGUAGAUGUGGACAUUGUACCGUCUGCAGGGAUGGCGGAUGCGUUGGACGACUUCCUAGCCCAAGCACCCAAAUGCCCUCUGUGCGCGUAUGUGGUGCCCACUUAUGAGCUUGAUAAACGGGUGGCGACUUUCCCAGCUAACAAAUCCGAGUUGCUGAGAUUGUCUAGGAAUAAACUGGCUAUACCAUUUCACAUGAAGGUGUUUAUUUAUAAUCAGUAUGCUUCAAACUUUACUAGAUGGGAGUCAUCCGGUGGAAAUGAGACCCUCGAUACUCACAUCAGCCACAACGUCACCAACUUCGAAUUGCUGUACGAGCCUUUCUACGUAGCACCUGAUACCGUACCAGCCCAUGAUGAACGGUUCCUGGGCUAUGGCUUCACGAGAAAUAGUCAGGUGUACGAGAUGUUCCUGAUGGGGUUCCAGUUCAAGGUGCUGUCGCCCAUCUUCACCAUCCACUGGGGGCUGCAGGCGCGGCGCACGCGGCCGCUGUGGCGCGAGAAGCAGAACGAGAAGAACCGCAAGCACUUCGAGACCUUCAAGCGCGAGCUGUACGCGCGCUACCGGCGCGACCCUUUGCACCUUCUGCGAAGGCCCCAGCCGGCCAAGAAGACAUAGGCCUCGCAAGGCCGCGCUACGCUGGCCGGCCUUGCAAUUACCUCCUCUAUACUCCUACAAUUCUUCUGAACCUCGUCUUUAUAGGCGGUAACGCUUAACGCCUGAAAUUAAUAAUCAUUCUAAUCCAAAAUCUUCAGAUUGAAAAUUAAAUGUGCUAUACUUUUCCCACUCUAUCUCUGGUUCCGAGUCUCAUCCAAGGUCACGAAGGCGUUUCGGCUAACCCCUUGUUCAAAAGGCGACACUUUUCUCGCAACAUAAAAACAAAUAGAUACAAUAUUAACAUGAAUUCCCUACCCUUUGCGGAAGGAAAACCUGAGUUACAGAGGGUAGGUCUUUUCUAAUGUUACAAAGGCUGUUAAGCCGAGGUCCAAGCCUCACAGAAGGCACUUAAGGUGCCUUCUAGUUAUUUCUGGUUAGGUUGACGUCUCCUCUUUGCUCACGC
This is a messenger RNA of Pararge aegeria (speckled wood butterfly), 2046 nucleotides long. Its product is annotated as beta-1,4-glucuronyltransferase 1. The coding region runs from base 285 to 1604 and encodes 439 amino acids. The record is from RefSeq and is a predicted model, not a curated record. NCBI's taxonomy places the organism in Eukaryota, Metazoa, Arthropoda, Insecta, Lepidoptera, Nymphalidae. Gene Ontology annotation, molecular function: glucuronosyltransferase activity. The transcript has 6 exons.